AUGAUCAAAACUAUAUCUGCCAAGGAUUUGCGCCAGCAUUGGGUGAACCGUGAUGAAAUUGCCCUCCUCGACGUUCGCGAAGAAGGCCCAUAUGCAGAAGCCCAUCCUCUUUUCGCUUUGAGCGUACCGGUAUCGGAAAUUGAGAAGAAGCUGCCCCCGCUGGUUCCACGACUGUCUGCCCCGAUCGUGGUCUACGACAAUGGGGAAGGUUAUGUCGAUCGGGCUGCAAACCGAAUAUUAGCCCUUGGCUAUCAAGAUGUUGCCAUGCUUGAAGGCGGGCUUUCUGCGUAUGCUUUAGUGGGUGAGGUGUACCGGGACGUCAAUGUGCCUUCUAAAGCAUUCGGUGAGCUGGUGGAAUCUAUCAAUCAUACGCCGUCGCUGUCUGCUCGUGAAGUCAAGAAUUUCCUGGAUAGUAACAGCGAUGUCGCCAUCCUGGAUGCUCGGCGGUUUGAGGAGUAUAACACGAUGAGUAUCCCGCGUGGUCGCAGCUGCCCCGGAGGAGAGUUGCUGUAUCGUGUGCUCGAGGCAGUGCCCUCCCCGGAAACAACAAUUAUCGUGAACUGUGCGGGUCGGACACGAAGUAUCAUUGGAACGCAGUCAUUAAUAAAUUCUCGAAUUCCUAACAAGGUGGUUGCGCUUCGAAACGGAACCAUCGGCUGGACAUUAGAGGGCCUGGAACUCGACACCAAGAAGACGGAGCAGGCUCCACAGCCUUCACGGGAGGCGUCACAAAAGGCACGAGAAUAUGCUAGGUCCUGCGCUGAGCAUGUCGGCGUUUCUGUGAUCGAAACUGAUCAACUUCGUCGAUUCGUCGAGGAGUCGGAGGAUCGGACUCUAUACUUGCUGGAUGUGAGGGACCCGCAAGAGUAUGCCCUCAAGCACCCCGUCGGGUUCGUGAAUGCUCCUGGUGGACAAUUGGUACAAGCCACAGACGAAUGGGUGGGCGUUCGAGGUGCUCGCAUUGUCUUAUACGAUACGGACGGUGUGCGAGCGCGCAUGACUGCCAGCUGGCUCGUACAGCUCGGGUGGGAGGCCCAUGUUCUCCGAGAGUCAUCUGUGCUGCCUGAUGAUACCCCGAUGCUUAAAACCCUCUCAUGGCAUUAUCCCAAGACUGGCGCGAUUUCAGUCGAUCGCAUUCGAACUCUCACGGGAGCGAGCAUAGUCGACCUUGCCCGCAGUCCGUCCUAUCGCAAAGGUCAUAUUCCUGGUGCAUGGUUCGCUUCUGGACCAGAGCUUGCCCGAGACCUGAGGACUGUCAGCGGUGAUAGCCCUAUCGUGUUGACCUCUCCUGAUGGACAACUAGCCGCUAUGAACCUUGAGCAUGCACAAGCGGUGGUUUCACGCCAAGUUUUGUAUCUUGUCGGAGGAACAGCCGCGUGGGUGGCAGCUGGUGAAUCACUCGAGACCGAGUCCCGGUGGCUUUCCCAGCCAAUUGACGUCUAUAAAAGACCGUACGAGGGCACCAGCAAUGAUCGCAAGGAUAUGCAAGGGUAUCUUGACUGGGAGUAUGGCCUUGUUGCGCAAUUAGCAAAUGACGGCAUUAGUUGUUUUCAUGUUGUGCGUGACCGGCGUGGAGUCUAG
Messenger RNA from Penicillium brasilianum, 1581 nucleotides. The record is from the annotation of a GenBank genome assembly. NCBI's taxonomy places the organism in Eukaryota, Fungi, Ascomycota, Eurotiomycetes, Eurotiales, Aspergillaceae.